Messenger RNA from Trichosurus vulpecula (common brushtail), 2296 nucleotides. RefSeq names its product 5-hydroxymethylcytosine binding, ES cell specific (gene HMCES). The transcript is spliced from 7 exons. Gene Ontology annotation, molecular function: single-stranded DNA binding. The record is from RefSeq and is a predicted model, not a curated record. Lineage: Eukaryota; Metazoa; Chordata; Mammalia; Diprotodontia; Phalangeridae. Gene Ontology annotation, biological process: DNA damage response. Bases 212 to 1198 code for a protein of 328 amino acids.
CUUUUCAUCUUCGAGCGAGAGAGCAGGAUCAUCCAUUUGGAGCAAUCAGGGACCUUGGUCCAACCCUCCGCUGGUCAGAGAAACCCGGGGGCCAGAACGUCGAAGGGAUCGGCCCCGGCUCCCGCUUCCACGGCCCCUCUGCGGCCCGAGCCAGGGGACCGUCUUGUUCGUCGCUGAUUGUGGCCUGGGCUUGAGAAGCAUUGCUAGAGAAAUGUGUGGCCGAACAUCCUGCCACUUACCUGGAGAGACUGUGAGGAGGGCGUGUAGGUACAUUGACAGCGAUGGGCAGGAACAGCUGCCAGAUUGGAAGGAUGAACAUAAGUACUUCCCCUCCUACAACAAGAGUCCCCAGUCCAACAGCCCAGUGCUCUUAUCUCGAUUACAUUUUGAAAAGGAUGCUGACCCUUGUGAUCGGGUAAUUGCUGCAAUGCGCUGGGGCUUGAUCCCGUCUUGGUUCAGAGAGGCUGAUGCUUCAAAGAUCCAGUUCAAUACUAGCAACUGUCGAAGUGAAACCAUGAUGGAGAGACGGUCAUAUAAGGUGCCCCUGGAAAAGGGCAGGCGAUGUGUGGUGUUGGCAGAUGGGUUUUUUGAGUGGCAGCAGUUUCGGGGGGAAAAGCAGCCUUAUUUCAUCUACUUCCCCCAAAUCAAGACAGAAAAGUCAUUCUUCAGCCGUUCAGUAGAAGAGGAAGUCUGGGAUGACUGGAGGCUGCUAACAAUGGCUGGAAUCUUUGACCGCUGGGAUCCCCCAAAUGGAGGAGAGCCGCUAUACUCUUACACUGUCAUCACAGUGGACUCCUGCAAGGCCUUAAGUGACAUUCAUCACAGGAUGCCCGCUUUACUGGAUGGUGAGGAAGCGAUUGCUAAAUGGCUGGAUUUUGGUGAGGUCCCAAUUCAGGAAGCUCUGAAGGUGAUUCGUCCUGUAGAGAACAUUACGUUCCAUCCAGUUUCUACAGUUGUGAACAACUCCCUGAACAAUACACCCCAGUGUCUCGAACCUGUUGAGAUCGAGGAGAUGCCCUAUGUUAGUCCUAGCCGCCGGAAGAUGACACCACAGUCCCCCCCAAAGGAAGACCCUGAUCCUCCCAAGAGGUCCAGACAGCAUGUACAGAAGAGUUCUUCCAAGAGGGGCAGUGCAGAGUUAAUGGAACGGUGGCUGAAAAAGCAUGAGGCUCGCCAUAACAAGAGGCCCAAGAUUUAGUAAAAUAAAUGUAGGGAGACUGUCUCUGUUGGCACGUAAGGGUGGAUGAGAUAUCCUCUUUAAGCUCCCCUGAUUCCUAACUCUUCCCUAUCAAGGUUUCUCCUCCAGGGGGUCCCAAUUUUCAGCUUUCGUGCCCACCACUUCUUCCUCUAUAGUCCAGGUGCUAAUAGCGGCCAUACUGGGCUAGGAGGAGCUUUUCUUUCUCUCAUUGGUAUUCUUGCUCCCACAACUGCAAUUUAUGUGUAUGUUAUUUUUUUAUUUACAAAGCCAGGGUAGGAAAAAGACUAUUGAACCCAAAUUUAGUUCUUGAAUUGUCUUAAAUUUUGUUAUAGUGAAUGCCUAAUGUCUCUUUAAUAAGGCCACUGUACUUGAAAUUUUCUCCUAUUUUUCAUUCUUUGGGUUUCAUGUUCAGCUCUUUUCUUCAAGUUGUUUAUGUGAAUUUGACAAAAUGACUGGCACAAUGAGGUCAUGAAUAGUAGGCUAUCACAGUUGUGCAGUCAGUGAUGAGAGGAGCCCAGUUUGGGUUUUACAUAAAAAUCUGUAUCUCAGGAACGUGCAGUAAGCUUUGCCAGGUGUGGACUGGUAGAAUUAGAGGACCAGAACGUUUGUGUUUGUCUCUGAGGCUUUAAGAUGCUUUCUCUGGGCCCACCAGGCUCAGAAAAACUGUCUGCUGGUUCAGUGGGGCAGGGUUCAAGGGUGAAGGGUAAUUCCCAAAGAGCCGGGUUCACAGAAGAGGGGCAUAGCUUAUGAUCUUCUCUCCUGAGACUAGGGUCACCUAGGGUUAGGACUCUGACGGAGGUAAUUUGACCAUUUAAAAUGAGUUUAUCCAGCUUUUUGUGAAAUGUUUCUUUGAUCUUUGGAGUGUUGUGGUUUGGUCUUUUGAUGAUGGAUUUUUACAGUUUUGAGUAUGGUGUUGGAAGGGGAGUUGUGAAGGAGGGUUGGGGUGGCGCUUGUUUUCAUGUUGGUGGUGUCCCAUUCAGCUUCCAAACGAUUACACGUUGAAAGGGCUGAGGAUUCGCUGUGGCUGGGUGGCACUGUUCAGUUUCUGUAUGGAAAUCAUCAAUUUGGAAAUAAAAAGAAACUCUUGGUGGCUCCUUG